This is a messenger RNA of Cylicostephanus goldi, 410 nucleotides long. Lineage: Eukaryota; Metazoa; Nematoda; Chromadorea; Rhabditida; Strongylidae. The record is from the annotation of a GenBank genome assembly.
AUGUUGUACUCGUCAGAGCACCCACAAUACGCAAAAUCAUUGCCAGUCGUCCUGGUGACUGGUUCUCUAAUGGGUAGACAGACUGAAAAGAAGAACUUACCGUCAGAGACUAAUAUCAACAUAAAACCUAAGGGUGGUUUUAUGGAACAACUCAAAAGAGUAAAGAGUUUACUUCGAUACAUGAUUCCAAUGUUUCUCGUUUAUUUGGCUGAGUAUCUGAUCAACCAGGGACUUCUAGAAUUGAUUAUAUUUGAUUGCUCGCACAGUUAUGGCAAUAGUCCAGCAAGUCAAUAUCGAUGGUAUCAGGUGAUGUAUCAAGCAGGAGCCUUCAUAUCGCGAUCUUCGCUUAAACUCAUCCAAUUCAAUAUGACUCUCAUCGCUCUCAUGCCAUUACUUCAGGUUUGUUAAUU